Molecule: messenger RNA, 1474 nt
Organism: Hevea brasiliensis (rubber tree)
Lineage: Eukaryota; Viridiplantae; Streptophyta; Magnoliopsida; Malpighiales; Euphorbiaceae
Exons: 3
Coding region: 567-1142 (191 amino acids)
Source: RefSeq, a predicted model, not a curated record
GACUAAUUCUCCAGUAAAGCAAUAAUCUUUGAGAGAUCAAACCAAACAAGACAGCUCUUCAUUCAUGAUCAAGGACGACGAGAGUAUGCAAAAGAACAUUGCAGUAGAUAGCAACACCAUGAUUAGUUCCUAUCCCAAAUUAUUAUGUCUCAACUCUCACACAACCAAAUAUGGAAAACCUAACUUCCAUAAUCAACAAGUAUGUUUCGUGUUCAUGUGCAUCCGCCAUUGAUAGCGCUCGUCAUUGACUGCCAAAAUAACUUCUUUUGGAGGAGAAAGGCAGAACGGAACUUUAGGACACGUUUCCCUGCAUGUGGGGUCAAUGCCAACGACCGGAGCCUUCGCUAACUUCUAAAGUAGGGUUCCUGUCCAAUCUCUUUUGAAAAUCAGAAAUUUCGUCGUGGACUGCCUAUCUACAGUACCUCCUGAAAACAAGUAUAUAAAUGACCGAAAUCUUCUCUUCAGUCUUCGCAAUUGAAUCAAGCUCCUAGCAGGCCAAGCACAAAGUUGUUAGCAAAUUUGUAUCCUAAGUUUGCUAUUAUUUAUUUCCCAUUAAAACUGUGCCUAUGGCUUGCUUCAAGACCCUGGCUGUCCUGGCUUUUGCCCUUGUUCUCUGUGCGCAAGGCACUCUAGGAGAAAUAAGAUGCGAGCAUCUGGACCAAGAAACAUGUUCUUACGCAAUCUCAUCCACCGGCAAGCGCUGCGUACUUGAGAAGCACGUCAAAAGGAGCGGGGAAGAGUCAUUCACUUGCCGUACUUCCGAAAUUGAAGCUGAUAGAUUAAGAAACUGGAUCGAAACUGACCAAUGCAUCCAAGCAUGCGGUCUCGACAGAAAAUCACUGGGAAUCUCAUCCGAUUCUCUCCUCGAGUCUCGCUUCACACAGCAACUCUGCUCUCCUCAAUGCUACGAUAGCUGCCCCAACAUUAUCGAUCUUUACUUCAAUCUUGCGGCUGGAGAAGGUGUGUUUCUUCCCAAACUCUGCGAGGCACAAGAGGGAAAUGCUCGUAGAGGAUUACUGGCUGAUAUCCGGAGCUCAGGUCUCGUUGCACCAGGACCAAUUCAACCAAUGAAAUACACUAUUGCCCCAAUAGUUGCCCCAGCAAUGGCCCCAAUAGUUGCCCCAGCAAUGGCACCCUAUUAGUCAAUUCUUGGCAAUGAAAACACACAGAAUCAAAACAUAGGUGUGAAAUUAGAUACAAGUAUACAUACGAAUUAAUAAUGAAGUAGCACUGAGAUUUUAGUAGCCGGCCGGCUCGGUUGCUCCAUCUGGAUGCAAGUAUAUGCUGGUUCUGCUAUUUGAAUCAACAAGGUGUUACUGUAGGUAGUUUAAUUUAGACGGGUUAAUUAGUAUCGCCAUAGUCGGUUUCUUCUAUUUGAAUGGAGUACAGAUAUACUGGAAUCAGACAAUAAAGAUAUUGUAUUUCAUAAUUUAAUUUUCCAAAUAAAUAAUGUGAUGUGUUACGAAUUUCUUUA